GGCGGGGAGGGGCGGGGCGGGGCGGGCGCCUCCGCGGGCUCAGCGGGAGCAGGUGGAGCCGCCGCUGGAGCCCGCCCGGCCCUGCCGAGGGAGGCGGUGGCUGGGCCAGGGCCAUGGAGCUGCUGAGGCUGAACCGGAGCAUGCCAGCAGCAGCACCGGGAGCUGGGCCAGGGGCUGCCCUCUGCCGCCCCGGGGUCCCCCUCCUCAACAGCAGCGACACCGGCAACCUCAGCUGCCAGCCGCCUGCCGCCCGAGGAAACGGGACACGAGAACUGGAGCUCGCCAUUAGGGUCACCCUCUAUGCAGUGAUCUUUCUGAUGAGCGUUGGAGGAAAUGUGCUCAUCAUUGUGAUCCUGGGACUGAGCCGCCGCUUGAGGACCGUCACCAACACCUUCCUGCUCUCCCUGGCCGUCAGCGACCUUCUCCUGGCUGUGGCCUGCAUGCCCUUCACCCUCCUGCCCAAUCUCAUGGGCACAUUCAUCUUCGGCACAGUAGUCUGCAAGGCGGUGGCCUACCUCAUGGGCGUGUCAGUAAGUGUGUCCACGUUAAGCCUGGUGGCCAUCGCCUUGGAGAGGUACAGCGCCAUCUGCCGACCGCUGCAGGCUCGCGUGUGGCAGACACGCUCCCACGCUGCUCGUGUGAUCGUAGCCACGUGGAUGCUGGCGGGGCUGCUCAUGGUGCCCUACCCCAUAUACACCGUCGUGCAGCCGGCGGGGCCCCGAGUGCUGCAGUGCGUGCAUCGCUGGCCCAGUGCGAGGGUUCGCCAAACCUGGUCGGUACUGCUGCUCCUGCUUUUGUUCUUCAUCCCGGGUGUGGUUAUGGCCGUGGCCUACGGGCUUAUUUCCCGCGAACUCUACUUAGGGCUUCGCUUUGAUGGCGACAAUGACAAUGAGAGCCAGAGCCGAGUCCGAAGCCCAGGAGGGUUGCCGGCUGGGGCGGGACCAGGUGCUGCCCUACAGAACGGGCGCUGCCGGCUGGAGACCCGGCUGGCGGGCGAGGACGGCGACGGCUGCUACGUGCAGCUCCCGCGCUCCCGGCCUGCGAUGGAGCUGUCCGCGCUGACGGCGCCCACUCCCCCCGGGCCAGCGUCCUGCCACCGGCCCACCCAGGCCAAGCUGCUGGCCAAGAAGCGCGUAGUGCGGAUGCUGCUGGUGAUCGUCGUGCUUUUCUUCCUGUGCUGGCUGCCCGUGUACAGCGCCAACACGUGGAAGGCCUUCGAUGGCCCCGGGGCGCGCCGGGCCCUGUCGGGUGCGCCCAUCUCCUUCAUCCACCUGCUGAGCUACGUCUCGGCCUGUGUCAACCCCCUGGUCUACUGCUUCAUGCACCGCCGCUUCCGCCAGGCCUGCCUGGACACGUGUGCCCGGUGCUGCCCGCGGCCUCCGCGAGCUCGCCCCAGGCCUCUCCCGGACGAGGACCCUCCCACCCCCUCCAUCGCGUCCCUGUCCAGGCUGAGCUACACCACCGUCAGCACGCUGGGGCCUGGCUGAGGGGUGGGGGCCGAGCGGGGGGCUAAGGCAAGACAGGCCGAUUUUUUCGAGCAUUGACCCAUUCAGACACACAGGAGACACAGACCACCCCUCGCAGAAGACCGACAGCCAACCGCAUGGACUUACCCCCAAUGCACAGGGAAGGGUGGCUUAUGGACGCAAAGUAAACAGAGCAGACCCACACACAGGAAAUGAGGCACACAUGGCUGUGGCAUGGAAACGUGGCCCUGAUCUUGGACAGACUCAGACGCAGCAUCCUUAGCGGAGGACUAUCCCCCAACAGCAGGACCUCUAUGACAGGGAAGGCCUCUGUCUCUCUCUCACUCACACACACACACACACACACACACACAGCGUAACGGCACUGAUUCAUUUAGAGAUCUGGGCUGACUCCUGAGAUGCCCCAGGCUGCCCCCAGCUCGACCCCACGGUGCCCUGCCCCAAGUAGCAUUGGGUUCACCAACCCCCUCUCACAGCUCCCUAACAGGCUGUUUUGCACUGAGAAGUCCCUUUGUUCUUUUCCAAUUAAAUAUUAUGUCCCUGCCCUCGCUUCCCGCAGCCGACCUCGUCAAUACAUAAUAAACGCCUUGGCUUCCUCCUAAA
This is a messenger RNA of Pipistrellus kuhlii (Kuhl's pipistrelle), 2090 nucleotides long. It is a transcript of the gene CCKBR, whose product is annotated as cholecystokinin B receptor. The record is from RefSeq and is a predicted model, not a curated record. The transcript has 5 exons. Bases 114 to 1487 code for a protein of 457 amino acids. Gene Ontology annotation, cellular component: plasma membrane. Gene Ontology annotation, biological process: phospholipase C-activating G protein-coupled receptor signaling pathway. Gene Ontology annotation, molecular function: cholecystokinin receptor activity; gastrin receptor activity. NCBI's taxonomy places the organism in Eukaryota, Metazoa, Chordata, Mammalia, Chiroptera, Vespertilionidae.